AUGAUGACCGAAGUGAAAGUGAUGGUUUUCGGAGGUGCUGGCGUCGGGAAAAGAGCGCUAACUGAGCGAUUUUGUCCAGAUAAUGAAUAUGACCCAACACUUGAAGACUCCCAUAGGAAAGAAAUAGAUGUCGAUGGCUGGCAAUGUAUCGUCGACAUUCAAGGCAUUAUGGGAGAAGGUGAAUACACCGCGCUUCGUGACCAGUAUAUCCGUGUCGGACAGGUCUUCAUUCUUGCGUACAGCAUUACUUCACGAACGUCGUUCUCUCGUAUACGGGAGUUCCACAACAAUAUUCAAGAGGUCAAAGAAUAUACGAGAGUCAAUGCGACUUCAGACCAGUCUCGCUCGGAGCGUCCAUACAAUGUGUCCAUCAUUUUGGCCGGUACCAAGAAUGACCUGGAAGCCCAGCGCGAAGUCUCAGUCGAGGAAGGUCAAAUGCUUGCGAAGUCACUUGGCUGCUGGUUUAUCGAGACAUCUGCAAAGAACAACACAAAUGUAGAUAAGCUCUUCUAUGAUUCUGUGAGAUGGUUUCGACAGAAAAACCCUCCUAUUGUUCCCCAAACACCAGCCCCUCCGCAAUCAAAGAAAGGCCUGGGGAGAUUGUUAGGAUCAAGGCAGAGAAAAAAAGAUGAUGGGUCACGAUGCGUGGUUAUUUAA
Penicillium coprophilum is the source of this 657-nucleotide messenger RNA. RefSeq lists its product as uncharacterized. Lineage: Eukaryota; Fungi; Ascomycota; Eurotiomycetes; Eurotiales; Aspergillaceae. Gene Ontology annotation, molecular function: GDP binding; GTP binding; GTPase activity. Gene Ontology annotation, biological process: signal transduction. The transcript is spliced from 2 exons. The coding region runs from base 1 to 657 and encodes 218 amino acids. Gene Ontology annotation, cellular component: plasma membrane. The record is from RefSeq and is a predicted model, not a curated record.